GAGAAAUCCCCUAAAGCUAGGGUUCUUCGAAUUUUAUUCGAGCCUCUAGAAUAUAAAAGGAUUAAGAGAGUAAGAUUUUGAGUUACAAAACUGAAAGACCAUAUUUCUGAAUCCCGAAAUUCAUUUUCAUUUUCUUGUCAAACUAGCAUUAUGGAUGGAUAUGGAAGGAGAGAUAACCUAAGGGAAAAUCUGGAUGAAUGUGAAAGUGGAUCUGGUAGCGAUGAUUUAGAUGGUGCUAAUUCUGAUGAGCAAGUUACUAGGAAACAGUCUCCUAAGAAACGUAAAUAUUGUCGUCAUGCUCCUGAGCAAGUUCGAGAGCUUGAAGCAUGGUUCAAGGAGUGCCCCCAUCCGUCCUAUGAACAAAGAAUUGAACUGAGUAACAGCUUAGCCUUGGAACCUUCGCAAGUCAAGUUCUGGUUUCAGAAUCGGCGUACCCAGAUGAAAAAUCAAAUCGAACGCAAUGAGACUUUGAUGCUUAGGAAAGAGAAUGAUCAACUUAGAGCAGAAAACAUCGAAAUAAGCGAAGCUAUUAGAAAUCUGAUCUGCAAGAACUGCCGAGGUAAAGCAAUGCUUGGCGAGGUUUCUUUAGCGGAAGGAAAUCUUCGGAUCGAAAACGCUCGCCUUAAGGAAGAAUUAAACCGUGUUUCUGCAAUUGCGGGUAAAUCCUUUGGUGGUAUGAAUCAAGAUGUGAAUGGUAUAAAUCCGAACCUUCUGAUGGGAGACAAUGAUCAUCAAUUUCCUGAAGGUGGGAUUUCAGGUGGGAUGCCAUCCAUGCCCGUUCUGCCUCAUCAACAACAACUUAUGUCAAAUGUUGAUAGAUCAGAUGAGAAUUUAGAACUUGCAGUGUUAGCAACCCAAGAAUUGGUUCUAAUGGCUCAGACAAAUGAGCCUCUAUGGAUUCCAUCUGGUUUGGAUGGAGGUAGAGAAACGUUAAACGAAGACGAAUACAUGAGGAUGUUCACGCCUGCAUGCGUUGGACCAAAACCUGGAGUAGUCACCGAAGCAACUAGAGAAACUGGUGUGGUUAUCAUCAAUACCGUGGAAUUUCUGGAGACAUUAAUGGAUGCGAAACGGUAUAUGGAUAUGUUUCCUUCUGUGAUUGCGAGAUGUAACAUCAUCAAUGUGAUCUCUAGAGGCGCAGGUGGAACACGAAAUGGUGCACUUCAGCUGAUGUACGCAGAAUUUCGAGUACUUUCAACACUAGUCCCAGUUCGCGAGGUCAAUUUUCUUCGAUACUGUAAGCAACACGCUGAAGGAGUAUGGUCUGUGGUUGAUAUAUCUGUAGAUGUAGACCAAGAAACUUCGGACUCUUCUAUAUAUUCGAGUAGAAGACUUCCUUCUGGCUGUGUAGUUCAACCUAUGCCAAAUGGGUACUCUAAGGUUACGUGGGUUGAACAUACAGAGUAUCGUGAAAAAACGAUUCAUCAACUGUAUGAACCAUUAAUUAAUUCUGGUUUGGGUUUUGGUGCGCCGAAGUGGAUUGCAACAUUACAACGUCAAUGUGAAUGCAAUAUGCCAAUCAGAGAUCGGCCUGAUAUUACUCAAACUGGAAUGAAAAAUAUGUUGAAGCUGGCACAACGGAUGACUCAAAGUUUCAGUGAUGGAGUUCGCCCAUCCAGUAUGCAUCCAUGGAACAUAUACAUUUCCACUGCAAAUGUUGAUGCGAAUGUUAGACUUAUGACCCGAACCAGCAUUAAUGAUCCAGGUAUACCAGCGGGUAUUGUCAUGAAUGCUGCAACAUCGGUUUGGCUUCCUAUUUCGCAAGAGAAACUCUUCGAUUACUUGCGGAAUGAAAAUUUGCGGAGCCAAUGGGACGUACUAUCUACAGGUGGCUCAGUGCUACAAGUGUCCCACAUUAAGGGCCAAGAUCCUGGGAAUUGCAUCUCUCUUCUACAUGCUGGGGCGGUCAAUGGAAACCACGGUAGUACGUUUAUAUUUCAAGAGACAUGCACAGACGCAUCAGGUUCGCUUGUGGUGUAUGCAGCGGUUGAUCUGCUACCAAUGAAUGAUCUUCUGAUGGGUGGUGGUGAUUCGGAUUAUAUUCAGUUGCUUCCUUGUGGAUUUUCUAUCGUACCUGAUGGUGACUCAUGUCCUUCUUCUUUGUCUAACCGUGCUUGUGCUGAUCGCCCAAAUAGCAGCAACAGCUACGGAAACUAUGGUAGCUGUGGAUCUACCAUGCGGCAGUUGACUAGUGAUGAUAGUCUUGGCAGAUGCGGAUCUCUAUUGACAGCGUCUUUUCAGAUUUUGGUCAGUAGUUCGUCAACAGGGGAACCUACUCUGGAAUGCGUGGAGUCCCUGUGUAGCCUCAUAACCAACACCUUAGAAAAGCUCAAGGCGGCUGUGCAAAUGCUGGAUGUCAAUUACUAA
Molecule: messenger RNA, 2367 nt
Organism: Papaver somniferum (opium poppy)
Lineage: Eukaryota; Viridiplantae; Streptophyta; Magnoliopsida; Ranunculales; Papaveraceae
Product: homeobox-leucine zipper protein ANTHOCYANINLESS 2-like
Exons: 9
Coding region: 151-2367 (738 amino acids)
Biological process (GO): regulation of DNA-templated transcription
Molecular function (GO): DNA-binding transcription factor activity, RNA polymerase II-specific; lipid binding; DNA binding
Source: RefSeq, a predicted model, not a curated record